Molecule: messenger RNA, 641 nt
Organism: Arabidopsis arenosa
Lineage: Eukaryota; Viridiplantae; Streptophyta; Magnoliopsida; Brassicales; Brassicaceae
Source: the annotation of a GenBank genome assembly
GUGCUUGUUUCUGUUUUUCUUGCUGCGAGAAGGAAUCUUAGUUCAAGUGGGUUACCAGGACCAAUAGCCGUCUCAUUUAGAAAUCUCUCUCUUCUUGAGUCAUUGAAUUUGAAGGAAAUAACUUGACUUGGUUUGUCCCAAGAUCUCCUAGGAAAAGAACAAUGGCUGGUGGACUUGCACUGAGAGGUACAUUUUAUUGUCAAAACCCCAGAACUUGCACUGAGAGUGUGGAUGAACAUAACAUUUGUCACCCACGUUCAUGUCAGGAUGGGAACAGAAUCAUCGUGCCAAUAGUUGUAGCCACAUCAUUUCGAUUGUCAGUUAAGGACUGGAGGUCCAUUCGGAACAAUGAGCUUGCUGGUGUUGUGGCUGUUGAAGUUACUGGUGGCCCUGAAAUUCCUUUCCACCUUGGAAGAGAGGACAAACCCCAACCACCUCCAGAGGGUCGUCUUCCUGAUGCUACAAAAUGCUACAAAGAGUUUUGAUCACUUGAGAGGCUAAGCAGAUGGGCUUCUCUGACAAGGACAUUGUUGCUUUAUCUGGUGCCCACAUUCUAUUUCUCCAUUUCAGAGCUAACAACACUUGUGAAAAAGGUCAUACUUGUAAGCAAUGACCUUCACAAAUAAAGGUCAUUUCUUACA